Messenger RNA from Girardinichthys multiradiatus, 5375 nucleotides. RefSeq names its product F-box and leucine-rich repeat protein 4 (gene fbxl4). The record is from RefSeq and is a predicted model, not a curated record. The transcript is spliced from 9 exons. Gene Ontology annotation, molecular function: protein binding. Gene Ontology annotation, cellular component: SCF ubiquitin ligase complex. Lineage: Eukaryota; Metazoa; Chordata; Actinopteri; Cyprinodontiformes; Goodeidae. Gene Ontology annotation, biological process: SCF-dependent proteasomal ubiquitin-dependent protein catabolic process. The coding region runs from base 426 to 2267 and encodes 613 amino acids.
AAGAAAUAAGUAUUUCCACUGAAAUUGUCACUGGAAGCUUCUAUUUGAUGAUACAGGUUUACCUAAAAUUAGUCUGUGUUUUCUUCGUGUUAUAUAUGAAAACAUUACGACAUUUCCUAGUUGGUUUUAGUGCGCUCUCCGUGACUCAUGGCGUCGUCCGACUGGUCCAGGAAGGCAACAGGAGAUAAACGACAGGAAUGUUUUUAGCGUGAUGAAAUAUACGGAUGAAGCUCAAGGAAACAAGAGGAUAUCUCCCCAUGAAUGGAUAUAUCGAUCUCCGUUUGCCGUCAUGCAUGCAGCCGGGCUUCUAGCUUGCGUUUUGUCCAUCCCCAGCCCUUGAGACAAUGUGCUACCACUAGCUGGAGGCUCUUCCUCCGCCUAGCCACCGUUUCACCCCUCUGCCCCCAUCAUUCCCAGAGUUCCCUAUGUUAACCCUCUUGAGCAUGUUUUACUACAUAUGUCUGCGGCGGCGCUCCAGGAGCGGGACUCGAGGCGAGGCACUGACCAGUCGGCGUGCUGUAGAAUCCGGCCAGCGGGCGGUGCUGCCGGUCAGUGUGGAGGUGGAGCAAUACGCCAAGGAGGUUCUGGACUUCAGCUCCCACUAUGGCAGUGAGAACAGCAUGUCCUACACCAUGUGGAACCUGGCUGGGGUCCCCAAUGUUUACCCCAGCUCAGGGGACUUCACCCAGACGGCUGUGUUCAGAGCUUAUGGAAAGUGGUGGGAACAGUGUGCCAGUGCUCCCUUACCUUUUCGCCGGACCCCCGACAGCUUCCACAGCCAAGAUUAUAUUGAGCUGGGCUUUGAGGAGCCUGUCUACCCAACAGCAGUGGAGGUGUUUGAGACCUAUUAUCCUGGAGCCAUCGUCCAAAUCCUGGCCUGCUCUCACAACCCAUUCUCUCAGAACCCACCUACUGAUGUCAGGUGGGAAGUGUUGUGGUCAGGAGGGCCCACCAAAGCUCUGACUCCCCAAGCUCGACAGUUCUCCCCAAAAAUCAAGCACAUCAACUUCCCCACCAAUCUGCUUCGCCUGGAGGUCAACAGCUCGCUGCUGGACUACUACACUGAGCUGGAUGCUGUUAUACUUCGAGGGGUGAAAGAGAGGCCCAUGCUUGCACUUUAUAAGAUGCCUCUCAUAGACAUAAGUGACUUAAGCGACAGCGAGGAUGAGCUGUCCGAUGUCGGAGGUCCUUUCAAACAAGGGGGAGAUGGCAAGCAGCAGAGGACUGCCAAUGGCUACUUUGACAAGCUGCCAUACGAGCUCAUCCAGCUGAUUUUGAGCCACCUGACCCUGCCAGACCUCUGCCGUCUGGCCCAGAGCUGCAAGCUGCUGCACCAACACUGCUGCGAUCCACUGCAGUACACCCAGCUGAGUCUGCAGCCAUACUGGGCCCGGCUGAGUGACGCCUCCCUGGGACACCUGCAGAGCCGCUGCACCCUCCUCCAGAGGCUCAACCUGUCCUGGACUGGCAACCGUGGAGCUCUCACCCUGACGGGCUUCAGCAGUUUCAUGAAGGCCCGUGGUCUCAGCCUGGUCUGCCUGGAGUUGUCGUGCUGUCAUUUCCUGAAUGAGCCCUGUCUCGAGAUUAUCUCCCAGUCUUGUCCCAGGCUGCAGGAGCUUAACCUGUCUUCAUGCGAUCGCCUCCACCCGCAGGCCUUUACACACAUCUCCAAACUCAUUCACCUCCGCAGGCUGGUGCUGUACCGUACCAAGAUAGAGCAAACAGCCCUCCUCAGCAUUCUGACCUUCUGCCCUGAGAUGAGACAUCUCAACCUGGGGAGCUGCUUGAGGAUCGAAGACUAUGACGUUGUCGCCAGCAUGUUGGCCACUCGAUGUCGCUCUCUGUGCUCUCUGGACCUGUGGCGCUGCAGGAACCUGACAGAUCGAGGCCUGGCUGAGCUCGUUGCUGGCUGCAGAAUGUUAGAGGAAGUGGACCUGGGUUGGUGUCCUACCCUGCAGAGCAGCACCGGGUGUUUCCAGCAGCUUGCCCGCAGUGUGCCACGACUACGGAAGCUCUUCCUCACAGCCAACCGCACCGUCUGUGACUCGGACAUAGAGGAGCUGGCUAAUUGCUGCCCCUUGCUGCAGCACCUUGACGUUCUCGGUACACGGUUGGUCAGUGCUGUUUCACUCAAGAAACUCCUCCAGGCAUGUCCUCGCCUUGUCCUCCUGGACGUGUCCUUCUGCUCGCAGAUAGACACACGGGUAGUCCAAGAACUCUCCAGUCUUUACCCCAAUGUGGCCAUCAAGAAAAGCUUCACUCAGUGACCCCACCAUCCUCCUGGUUCUCAUGAUGAUCGAGAAGCUCACCAGAAGAUUCUGCUCCAAGAUGAGUCAGAGGCAGGGUCGGAAGCAGGAGGGGGAUCUGACUUUUCCUCUGUCACAGAUGCUAUCUUCUCAGAGUGGUCCGUAAAUGAUGCACCAGGACUUUGUGAGGGAGAUUCUUGGGACUUUCACUGAGUGGACACAAACAGCUGAAGAUUUGUAGUCUUCAGAUUGUAAAACACAAAACCUUCUUUGUUUUUUGUGGCAACUUUGUAUCAGGGUUGUUACAAUGAGACAUCUUCCCAUAAUUUGACACUCCAGGCACAGUUUUAUAUUGCAAUUCAUCAAAAGAAGAGAAACUAUGCCUUGGUAUGAGAAGCAGGAGACGAAGGAGGCAACAUCUCUGCAUGAUCCUGCCUUCUUAGGAGAGCACAGCCUGGUAAAAGUAACUUUUCUUGCAUUUUAGUCUGUUAAAGAUAGAGUUCAGGUGUUUUUAGUGCCUUGUCAGAAUAACUGGUAUGAAGUUCUCAGUUUAAAAACAUACCACUCCUAGUUGGCAAAAAGCAAAACAAUAUUCUAAGCAGUUUUGUGUUGUCUAAAAUAAUGCUCACAUUAUGUUCAUUUGUAACAUAUUUUUAAUAAAAGUCUAAAUUAUUAGGCCCUCAACAAAAUCGGUGAGCAUAAAGUACCUUGUUUUUGCAUUUAGAAGCAAGUUUAGGCAAAGGUUUGUGCCUUUCUGGACCUGAGAUGUUAUGUCUUUUUUUUUUUACUUCACGUAAACGGAUUGCAGUCAUUAUCAAUGUCAAUACAGUAAAUCUCAGAGGGUGAAGUGAGAAAAUUAGGUUAGAGGAACGUCCUAGAGUUAUUUGACUGUUUAUAGCCCUUAUAUGGAAAAGCCCACUGUAAUUUAUAGUGUGGGAGUAAAAGUCAUCCUGGUUUGGACCACAGACAGAUGUUUUUGGUCUUUAUGGUAAGCUCUAUUCUGAGUCAAGAAACAGCAGGCUGCUGGGGAGUUUGGACACGCUGAAACCACUUUCAGAAGAAUAAUAAUGAAUUAUUAUUUUUUUUUAAACACAGGAGUGGUAUGUUUUAAAUUGGCUGUAUAGAUGAGUAUCAUUCUGAUGAGAACUGUUGACAUCCAUCAUACUUCCUGCUUUUAUGUUACCACAGGCUGAAAGGUUAAAUCAGAGGGAGGUUUUAGCGCAGCUUCAUGCAGACGUCACAUGUUUAAUUAAAAAACUUCAUGCUGAAAAUAAGAAGCCAUCAGUGAAAUCCUUGAAAAAGAGAUGGAGUGUAAUGAAAAAUUAUUUUACCCCCUUUUAGAUUUCCUGUUUUUGCAUUUGAAUGUUUCAGAUCAUUAAACUAUUUUUAUUAUCAGAAAUAACCUGAGUAAAUACAAAAUGCAGUUUUCAAAUGUCAACUUUGCUUCUUAAAGAAAAAAACUAUCCAAACCAACCUGGUUCUGUGUGAAACGGUAACUGACCCAUAAAUCACUGAUGACUGCCAUGAAGCAACGGUUUAUGCCAGUCAUCAGUGACUUUUACAUCAACCUGGUGACAUUUUGAAUUCAGUCACAUUGAAAAGGAAAACCAUUGUGUUUUAGAUUUUCUCUUUCUUGGUUUUUGGGUUUUUUCCCGAGCCCUUCAGGGGUGGACAUGGUGGAUUCUUUCUUAAUAUUUUUCUUAAAAUGUGUUUGAUGAUGUGAAUCAUUGGGGAAAAAAACUGAACAAAUCUGCAGGGGGGUAAAUACUUUUUUAAUUCACUGCAUACUGAUAAAAAAAAAAAAUUCAAAACCUAUUUCAUUUUCCAGUUAAAAUGGUUUGAAAAUGUAAAACCUUAAGCAGAGUUAAAAAUCCAGAGGCACUUGUUAAAAACAGAUCAACUGGUUAGAAAUAAAACGGGUAGAGAAGGAUCACAAACAUGCAGGGUUAAAGGACAUAAAGCUAUUUAUGUCUACCUCAAAUGCUUUAAUAUGACUUGUUUGAGUUUAAACAAACCUCUCAAAAAACAUGGCUCAUUUAAAUGUUCUUAGGUCACCCAAAUCUUGUUUUCAUUUGACCGUUUUUGCUAUUUUACGUUACCCUAAGGUAGGAUAAAGAGGCACUCACUUUUAAUUUCAGAUUUUGAAGUGGGCCUUGAUUCGCAAUCAUCUCAAGGCUGUGAUUAUCCUGGUGGCAUGUGCUUCUUUUUCUACCCCACUUUUUCCUUCCAUUAAACUUUCCAUUUAUAGAACUCUGUGAAUAAUUACCUUCUCCAACAGUGACAGUGUAGGACUUUUUUUUCUUCAGAAUUCAUGUUGGAAAGACACUGAUGCUCUUCCUUGUGUUGUUCAUAAGUUUCUUAAAAUGAAGUUCAUCGUUCUGAAGGAGCCCUGCCCUUUUAACCUGAGGAGGGUUUGUUCAAUUGUAUCAAACUCAGGGCUUAUCUAUGCUGUAUAUACAUAUAUCAGUACCAUAUUGUUUUUGUAGGGAGUUCACCUCAGAAUCCAGCACAAAGCACAGAUUUAUUGUAACUUACUGUAAGUUAAAAAUAAUAGCUGUUGAAUGCUGCUAUAACCGCAUUAUUCAGGAAAACUUCCUCCUCCUGAUUAUUUAUUUUUGUGACGUGAAGCCACAGUCACAGUGUGGCAGAAAUGCCUGAAAAGUUGUUUUUUGUUUUUUUUCUUUUUAGUGAGAAAACUUGAACAUUUCUUUGAAGUACAUGCUAGUAGUAAAUAUUUGUGCCUUAUACUCCUGUUUGAAUGUUAUGUGAUGUUCAAGUGGUGUAGAUUGUAGUGCUUUGCUUUUAAGCCCCUCAACCAAAGGAAUUCACAGUAACCUGCUGAAUCAGACUCACGGCUGGGUUUGACCGGUUUGUACGCCAUAUAAUGUAUAUCAGCCAUGUAAAUUGAUAUGCAAAAUUAUAAUUAUUUAUAUUUUCCUGUGUGGUAUGCUGUCCAGCUUAGUUUUACUUUAGAUGAUGUUGUAAAGUUCUUACUAUAUUUGAUGGUUCUCUCUCCAAACACUGCUGGCAACAAUUGUUGUGAAUCCUGUUAAAGAUGUGUAAAAAAGCCUUAAAUUAAGUUUUUUUUGUGGUAGCUAUUCUAACACUAAAACUUUUGGAAAAAUUCUA